AUGACAUCAAUGAACAACUACCAGAUUGAUCGCGGAUCAAGAUCAGCUCGUGUCCAACCUAGGAGUACUAACAGCGUUCACGAUGAAGAAUCACCAUUUGAGGUCUUGGAACUUUCUGAAGAGGAAUUUGAACUGGAUUUCCACAGAUUGAAGUCUUUUAAUGAUGUGCGGAUUAUCAAUAACCCAGAAAUUUCGCCGAUAUGUACGAAUAACACCAUUAGUUGCAAUGAGACACUGGAGUCCGCAAGUAGCGCUUUCGAGGUUCCUUCUGAUGAGAUUGCAAUACUGUCUAUAUCUAGUAGCAGCAGUAAAAAUUCGCUGCCGUCAGAGCAACCAGGUCUCAGUCUUCGUAACAUUCAAUCAUCAACUAACUCUGACAGAAUAGAUGAGUGGUGUUUAGGAAGCCACUUUUUUAAUGGGCUGCGUCAGAAUGGCCCACAAUCAAAUAGCGAUACCAAUCAUGGAUCACUUAUUUCUUCUAUUAUGGAAAGGGAACUUUAUACUUCUGCGAAGUUAAAGCAGCUUACAAACACUCAAAGAAUUAGCGUGCGGCAAUUAUCACGAGACUUGUAUCCUAUUUUGAGAACCUGUUACCGUGAGAAAGCCUGCCGACAGUUAUUAACAUGUCGCCAGGAAAAAAUAUACGAUGAUAUACCAUCUCUUUUUCCGCAGCGUGAUUUCAUUUUCAACUAUUAUUCGUUACCUUUCGAGUUUGAUAGACUCUCAGAUGUUGAUAUAGAAUCACCAUCGCCUACACGGUUCACCGAUGACAACAUACGAGAAUUGUCAAACCGCUCAUCAAGCACAGCUUCUUCGUCGUUGGAGAAUACGUCUUGGUUUGGCUGGACUUUUCUUUCUAGAUUCAUAGACAGGGAAUGGUAG
Molecule: messenger RNA, 882 nt
Organism: Saccharomyces mikatae IFO 1815
Lineage: Eukaryota; Fungi; Ascomycota; Saccharomycetes; Saccharomycetales; Saccharomycetaceae
Gene: ATG36
Product: Atg36p
Exons: 1
Coding region: 1-882 (293 amino acids)
Source: RefSeq, a predicted model, not a curated record